AUGGCUACUUCAGCAAAAGAACUGGGUAAGAAGAUCAUCGGAUAUCCCGAACGCGUUGUUCCGGUCGUGACCGUCAAAGACUGGUUCUCUCAGUUCAAUAGAAAUCCCAUUCAGCAGGCGAUCAACUACGUUGUUGGUCUCUUCCCCAUUAUCGGAUGGAUUUCAAGAUACAACUUGGGUUGGCUCACAGGAGAUGUGAUAGCUGGACUCACUGUUGGUAUCGUCCUCGUCCCCCAAGGCAUGUCUUAUGCUCAGAUUGCAACGCUCCCGGUGCAAUACGGGCUGUAUUCUUCCUUCGUUGGAGUUCUGAUUUACUGCUUCUUUGCUACAUCUAAGGAUGUGUCUAUUGGCCCAGUCGCUGUGAUGUCACUCACAGUCUCACAAAUCAUAGCUCAUGUAGACGACGCACAUCCUGGAAAAUGGGAAGGCCCUGAGAUUGCCACGACUGUAGCCUUCAUCUGUGGUUUCAUUGUUUUAGGAAUCGGUCUUCUGCGACUCGGUUGGCUAGUUGAAUUCAUUCCUGCCCCCGCGGUCAGUGGAUUCAUGACCGGUUCCGCUAUCAACAUUGCUUCUGGUCAAGUCCCGGGAUUGAUGGGUAUCACCGGUUUCAACACUCGUGCUGCUACUUACCUGGUUAUUAUUGAUACGUUAAAGGGACUCCCCAUCACCACCCGGGAUGCUGCUUUUGGACUAACGGGUCUUUUCGCCUUGUAUGCUAUACGAAUUUUGUGCGACUUCUUCACCAAGCGAUACCCGCGUCGUGCGAGAGUUUUUUUCUUCAUCUCUGUGUUCAGAAAUGCAUUCGUCAUCGUAAUGUUAACCAUUGCCUCUUGGUUAUACACAAGGCACAGGGGCGGUACGAAAGGCAAAUUCCCUAUUAAGAUCUUGGGCACGGUCCCUGCUGGCCUUCAACAUGUUGGACAGCCCACUAUUGACCCCGAGCUAGUGAGCGCUCUUGCAGGAGAACUCCCUGUCGCAACCAUCAUUCUCCUUCUGGAACAUAUCGCUAUCUCUAAAUCGUUCGGGCGAGUUAACAAUUAUAAAAUCAAUCCCAACCAAGAGCUCAUCGCCAUCGGUGUCACUAAUACUAUCGGUUCUUGCUUUGGAGCGUACCCUGCGACUGGCUCGUUCUCUCGAUCAGCAUUAAAAUCGAAGUCUGGUGUGCGGACUCCUGCCGCCGGAAUUCUUUCUGCAAUUGUGGUCAUUGUCGCGCUUUAUGGAUUAACUCCUGCAUUCUUUUGGAUCCCUAAUGCGGGCCUUUCUGCAAUCAUAAUUCACGCAGUAGCAGAUCUAGUUGCUUCCCCGCGACAGGUCUACUCCUACUGGCGAGUCUCCCCAUUAGAGUUCUUGAUAUGGGCCGCUGCAGUCUUAGUCACUAUCUUUUCUACCAUUGAAAUCGGCGUCUACGUCUCUGUAUGUGUGUCUCUGGCUCUGCUUCUUAUCCGUGUCGCCCAUCCCCGUGGAUACUUCUUGGGCAAAAUCACUCUUCGGACGGAUGCACCUGGAAGUAAAGAUCAACGCGAUGUCUUUGUUCCUCUUGCCAGGGAUGGAAUGACAAAUCCGGAUAUCAAAGUAUCGCCUCCCGCUCCAGGAGUUAUCGUUUACCGGUUUGAGGAAAGCUAUCUGUAUCCAAAUUCAUCGAUCGUUAAUUCGGUGCUUGUCGAUUAUGUGAAGGCAAAUAUGAGGAGAGGGAAGGACAUGAGCAAUGUCAAGCUCAGUGAUAGACCUUGGAACGAUCCGGGACCUCGUCAAGCCGACGCUGCUUAUGAGCAAGAACGGAAUUCUAGUCUUCCCGACAUACAUGCUGUCGUACUGGAUUUCUCUACAGUGUCUCACAUCGACACUACUGCCACCCAAGCCUUGAUCGAUACUCGUAAUGAAAUAGAAAGAUGGGCGGACCACCCAGUUGAGUUUCAUUUCGCUUCUAUAUUAUCGCCAUGGAUUAGGCGUGCACUUGUUGCAGGAGGGUUUGGUUUAGGCACUCCAUCGUCCAGAGCACCCCACGAAAUCGCUGCAGUUGUGCCUUACCGAGAUGGUCUCGGCGACAGGCAACUGAGUGAUCUUCGCCAAAACGUUCGCGAACACGCCGACGACAUUGAAACGGGACUUUCAACCAGUGCCCAAGGAAAGGAGUCGAUCAAUUCAUUCGAAAUUGAAACCACUGGGUAUGCUCCUCUUCUUCCUCUCGAUACACCAUUUUUCCAUCUGGACCUGGAAAGCGCUGUUCGAGCAGCGGAGAGUGGACUGGAACUCAGAUCAUGA
This is a messenger RNA of Lentinula edodes (shiitake mushroom), 2262 nucleotides long. Its product is annotated as sulfate permease. Gene Ontology annotation, cellular component: membrane. Gene Ontology annotation, molecular function: secondary active sulfate transmembrane transporter activity. The record is from RefSeq and is a predicted model, not a curated record. The transcript is spliced from 11 exons. NCBI's taxonomy places the organism in Eukaryota, Fungi, Basidiomycota, Agaricomycetes, Agaricales, Omphalotaceae. The coding region runs from base 1 to 2262 and encodes 753 amino acids. Gene Ontology annotation, biological process: transmembrane transport.